AUGGAGGAUGCCAAAGUUGGCCUGCAAGCCUCUCUUCUGGUCAGAUCUCCAGAAACUGGCGAGUUAUUUGUGAACUUUGACCCAGAGAUUCUGACGCAGAUCAGAGAGGUGAACUGCAUGACAAAGAUGAAUUUGGCAAUCCCUCCCUUUGCUCUUCUACUGCUGCAAAAACAGGACGUCUUUAAGAAACACUACAAUAGAAUACAGCUGAUGUUGAGCGAGAACACUAGAGUGCAUGCCAAGAUUCAGAGUGUCUUUGAACAGCUGGCCAUGCCACAUGUAGCUAAGGUGGAUGAGGCUAUACAACCGGGUUUGACCUCCCUCAACUGGACAUCUCUGAAUAUUGACAAGUAUCUCGACCGCAUCGACAAAGUGUUGGCUGAUCUUGAGUUGCUGAUGGACAGAGUGAAUGACCUGGUGGAGUUUAGAAUAGAAGCAGUACUGCAGGAGAUGAGCAUAUCCAACCUGUGUGUCCUGCCAGAGGAUGAGCCUGUGACCUGUGAGGAGUUUGUUCAAACCACCAGGGACCUUUGCAUAAGACAAGCCCAGAAAGUGAACAUGAAGAGCUCACUGGUGGAGGAGGCAGCUAAUGAACUGAUCAACAUGCUGCUAGAGUUUGACCACAAUCAGAGAGAGGAGGUGGAGAAGUUUGAGGAAGAAAGCUGCACAGAGAGCAAGACCAUAGACCACAAUGACAGUGAAGGUGAUGACGAGCGUCUCUUCUCCAGAAACACGCUGCUACGUUCUGCUAGUGUUGGUCCUUCUUCUCCGUUGGUGAGGAGGAAGAAGAAGAGGGACUUGAUGGAAGUGAUGGAGCAGGAAGCCCAGGAGCUGCUGUCCUACUUCAACCACCGUAAUGUGGAUGCCUUGCUCAAAGUGACACGCAACACCCUUGAGAUGUUGCGCAAGCGCAUACAUACGUCCUCGCUCAUACACUUCUCUGGUGCUGACCCAACCAGCCAUGGCAAAAGCAGCGAUCACCAUGCAAUCUUCAGAGUAAACAUGACCCUUUCCAUCCCUAACAUUGUCAUGGUUCCAGCUUUGGAGGAGGUUCAACAGGCUCUAAACCGCGCUGUAGAGUGUGUAGUCAGUGUCAGCAAAGGAGUCAGCCAGUGGAGCAAAGAAAGGAUAUCUAAGAGACAAAUGAAUGAAAGGCGAAUGGCAGCACUGAAACAAGACAGCUCUGAGAGCGAAACAGAGGACGGAGCAACAACAUACAGAAGCUUGGCUGCUUCUAUGAUCCAGGCCAUCCCGUUCCAAGCCAGAAAUUACUACAAGAGUGUGUCUGAGAACAAGGAAAUAGCCAAGCUAAUCUCUGUACUUAGCACCUCUAUCACCUCCAGUAAAAAGGAAGUGGUGACCGCUCUACAUCACUUUAGCCGUUACCAUCACAUCUGGAGGAAAGACCGUGAAGAGACCAUGAGGAAAUUUAUCGAGGGGAGUCCCUUGUUAUCGGAGUUUGAGAGCCAGAUUCUUUUCUAUCGAGAUCUAGAGCUGGAAGUAAACUCUGAACCAGAGUAUAUUGCUGUAGGAGCCUUGGCGCUAUUCACAGCACCCUUAAAGAUGUCCCUCUCUGCUGAAAUCAAGAAUUGGAUGGUGGACUACGGACUUUACUGUAACAGGAAAUGUCGCUCAGAGAUGGAGCACAUUUUUGCUUUUGUAGAUGAAGCAGGAAAGAAACUGAAUCGACAGAUCAAAGACCUGGAUGAUAUUCGUAUUGCCAUGGCCGCACUGAAGGAGAUCAGAGAGCACCAGAUAUCUAUUGAUUUUCAAGUUGGGCCCAUAGAGGAGUCCUAUGCCAUGCUCCAUAAGUAUGAACUGUCAGUGGCUAAAGAGGAGGCUGAAAAAGUGGAUACUCUGCGCUACACUUGGGAAAAGCUCUUGUCCCGGAGCACAGAGGUGCAGAACGAGCUGGUCGCCUUGCAGCCAAACUUCAGAGAAGAACUGGUCAGCAAUGUGGAGACCUUUCUGGAAGACUGCCAACACUUUUAUCAAGAUUAUGAAAAGGAUGGUCCCAUGGUUGUGGGACUUGCACCCCAAGAUGCCAGUGACCGGCUGAUCAUGUUCCAGAAUCGAUUUGACAACCUGUUCAGGAAGUACAUCACUUACACGGGAGGCGAAGAGCUCUUUGGACUUCCUGUUACCCAGCAUCCUCAGCUAUUGGAGAUUAGGAAGCAACUGGCUCUGCUGCAGAAGUUGUACGGCCUUUACAACAAUGUCAUCGAUACAGUUAAUGGCUACUAUGAUAUCCUCUGGGCUGACAUCUGCAUCGAGAAGAUUAAUAAUGAGCUGCUCGACUUUCAGACGAGGUGUCGAAAACUGCCUCGUGCUCUGAAAGAGUGGCAGGCCUUUCAGGAUCUGAAGAAAACGAUUGAUGAAUUCAGUGAGUGCUGCCCCCUGCUGGAACUCAUGACUAACAAAGCAAUGAUGGCCCGGCACUGGAAGAGGAUAACGGAGGUGACUGGCCAUACCUUUGAGGUGGAAACUGAUACAUUCAAGCUGCGUAACAUAAUGGAGGCUCCUCUACUCAAGUAUAAAGAAGAGAUUGAGGAUAUCUGCAUCAGUGCUGUGAAAGAGCGUGAUAUUGAACAAAAGCUGAAGCAAGUGAUCGCUGAGUGGGACAACAAGACUUUUACAUUUGCCAGUUUUAAGACCCGUGGGGAGUUGCUGCUGAGAGGAGACAGCACAUCAGAGAUCAUUGCCAGCAUGGAGGAUAGCCUAAUGAUCUUGGGAUCCCUUAUGAGCAACCGGUACAACACCCCAUUUAAAGCCCAGAUUCAGAAGUGGGUUCAGAAUCUCUCCAACACCACUGAUAUUAUCGAGCACUGGAUGACUGUCCAGAACCUGUGGAUCUAUCUGGAGGCUGUGUUUGUGGGUGGAGAUAUCGCCAAACAGUUGCCUAAGGAAGCAAAGCGUUUCUCUAACAUUGAUAAGUCAUGGGUGAAGAUCAUGAUGCGAGCCCAUGAAAUGCCCAAUGUGGUACAGUCAUGCGUGGGGGAUGAGACCAUGGGACAGCUGCUUCCACAUCUCCUCGAACAGCUGGAGAUCUGUCAGAAGUCUCUAACAGGUUAUCUGGAGAAGAAGCGUCUGCUGUUUCCUCGUUUCUUCUUUGUCUCUGAUCCUGCCCUGCUGGAGAUCCUGGGCCAGGCCUCUGACUCCCACACCAUCCAGGCCCACCUUCUCAAUGUCUUUGACAAUAUCAAGUGUGUCCAGUUUCAUGAAAAGAUAUAUGACCGCAUUCUGGCCGUGUCAUCACGCGAGGGAGAGACUGUGGAGCUGGAUCGUCCCGUCACAGCUGAAGGGAACGUGGAGGUGUGGCUCAAUGCUCUGCUGAAAGAAUCCCAGAGGUCUUUGCACCUUGUGAUCAGACAAGCUGCUCUGGCUAUCCAGGACUCUGGCUUCCAGCUAAUUGACUUCCUCAACUCCUUCCCAUCUCAAGUGGGGUUACUGGGUAUUCAGAUGAUUUGGACAAGGGACUCAGAAGAAGCUCUGACCAAUGCCCGAUACGAUCGUCGCAUCAUGUCCAAAACCAACCAGUUCUUCCUGGAUCUCCUUAACACCCUGAUUGACAUGACCACAAGAGACUUGGAGGCUGUGGAGAGGACCAAGUAUGAGACCCUCAUCACUAUUCAUGUCCACCAGAGGGACAUAUUUGAUGAACUGUGCCGGUUGCAUGUCAAAAGCUCCAGUGACUUUGAAUGGCUGAAGCAGUGCCGUUUCUACUUCAAUGAGGACUCAGACAAGAUGAUCAUCAACAUUACAGAUGUGGGCUUUGUCUACCAGAAUGAAUUCUUGGGGUGUACCGAAAGGCUUGUCAUUACACCUUUGACGGACAGGUGUUACAUCACUUUAGCCCAAGCUCUUGGUAUGAGUAUGGGUGGAGCACCUGCUGGUCCAGCUGGAACAGGAAAGACCGAGACCAUAAAAGACAUGGGUCGCUGUUUGGGAAAGUACGUUGUGGUCUUCAACUGCUCUGACCAGAUGGACUUCAGAGGCUUGGGGAGAAUAUUUAAAGGUCUGGCUCAGUCUGGUUCGUGGGGCUGUUUUGACGAGUUCAACCGCAUCGACCUCCCAGUUCUUUCUGUGGCAGCCCAGCAGAUCGCGAUAGUUCUCACCUGCAAGAAGGAACGUCGCAAAAAUUUUGUCUUCACAGAUGGAGACAAUGUGGACAUGAACCCAGAGUUUGGCAUCUUCCUUACCAUGAAUCCAGGUUAUGCAGGUCGUCAGGAGCUUCCUGAAAACCUGAAGAUCAACUUCCGCUCCGUGGCCAUGAUGGUUCCAGACCGUCAAAUCAUUAUUAGGGUAAAACUGGCCAGUUGUGGGUUUAUCAACAACAUGGAGCUUGCACGCAAAUUCUUCACGCUUUACAAGCUGUGCGAGGAGCAACUGUCCAAGCAGGUUCACUAUGAUUUUGGCCUGCGCAACAUUCUGUCAGUUCUGCGAACUCUGGGAGCAGCCAAGCGAGCCAACCCCAGUGAUACAGAGUCUACCAUUGUCAUGAGGGUUCUAAGGGACAUGAACCUUUCAAAACUGAUCGAUGAGGAUGAGCCACUUUUUCUGAGCUUGAUUGAAGACCUCUUCCCGGGCAUCCAACUUGACAAAGCGGGCUACCCUGAACUAGAAGCUGCCAUUGACAAACAGGUGGAGGAUGCAGGCCUAAUCAACCAUCCUCCUUGGAAGCUAAAGGUCAUCCAGCUGUACGAGACUCAAAGAGUCCGACAUGGCAUGAUGGCCCUGGGGCCCAGUGGGGCUGGAAAGACAACUUGUAUACACACGCUUAUGAAAGCUAUGACAGAAUGUGGUCAUUCUCACAGAGAGAUGCGCAUGAACCCCAAAGCCAUUACUGCACCUCAGAUGUUUGGCAGACUAGAUGUGGCCACAAAUGACUGGACUGAUGGCAUCUUCUCUACACUGUGGAGGAAAACACUGAGAGCAAAGAAAGGAGAGCACAUCUGGAUAGUGCUGGAUGGGCCAGUUGACGCCAUCUGGAUUGAAAACCUAAAUUCAGUUUUGGAUGACAACAGAACUCUUACACUCGCAAAUGGAGACCGAAUACCAAUGGCUCCCAACUGCAAGGUGGUAUUUGAGCCGCAUAACAUCGACAAUGCCUCUCCAGCCACCGUCUCACGCAAUGGCAUGGUGUUCAUGAGCUCCUCUGUGCUCACCUGGAUCCCCAUACUAGAGGGCUGGUUGAAGAAACGGUCCCCACAUGAGGCAGAGAUACUGAGAAAGCUCUUCUCUUCGUCUUUCUCCGAGCUCUACCGCUUCUGCGUGCAGUCACUAGAGUUCAAAAUGGACAUGCUAGAGGCCUUUGUAAUCAUGCAAUGCAUAAACAUGCUACAGGGACUCAUACCACCUAAGGAGCAGUGUGGCGAUUUAUCCAGAGAGUUCUUGGAGCGGCUUUAUGUCUUUGCACUAAUGUGGAGCGCUGGAGCCGUACUUGAACUGGAUGAUCGGAGGAAGAUGGAAAUCUGGCUUAGAGGAAACAAGAGUAUUCAUCUAAACUUGCCAGACAUUCCUCCUGACAGUGAGGACACCAUGUUUGACUACUAUGUCACAGCAGAUGGUCAUUGGGUCCAUUGGAACACCAGAGUGGAGGAAUACAUUUAUCCAUCUGAAUUCACACCAGAGUACAGCUCAAUUUUGGUCCCCAAUGUGGACAACGUUAGAACAGACUUCCUAACCCAGACUAUUGCAAAGCAAGGCAAGGCUGUUUUGCUAAUUGGAGAGCAAGGAACAGCCAAGACUGUUAUCAUCAAGAGCUACAUGUCAAAGUAUGACCCUGAGACCCACAUAGGCAAGAGUCUCAACUUCUCUUCUGCUACUACACCACUAAUGUUCCAGAGGUCAGUUGAGAGCUAUGUUGAUAAGAGGAUGGGGACCACUUAUGGACCGCCUGCUGGGAAGAAAAUGUCAAUUUUUAUAGAUGACAUCAACAUGCCUGUCAUCAAUGAGUGGGGAGACCAGGUGACUAAUGAGAUUGUCAGGCAGCUGAUGGAACAGAAUGGUUUCUUCAAUCGAAAACCUGGAGCGUUCACAAAUAUUGUGGAUGUUCAGUUCCUGGCAGCAAUGAUUCAUCCUGGAGGGGGCCGUAAUGACAUACCACAGAGACUGAAAAGGCAGUUCUCAAUCUUUAACUGCACGCUGCCCUCCAAUGCUUCGAUAGACAAGAUAUUUGGCGUGAUCGGUGAGGGCCACUUUUACACAGGACGUGGUUUUAGCGAGGAGGUCCAGAGCACUGUACCUCGUUUGGUUUCCCUCACGCGUCGUCUCUGGCAGCUGACUAAGGUCAAGAUGCUUCCGACUCCUGCAAAGUUCCACUACAUCUUUAACCUGAGGGAUCUCUCCAGGAUCUGGCAAGGCAUGCUCAGCACCAAUGCUGAAGUUGUCACCUCUGUCCAGACGUUGAUGGCACUUUGGAAACAUGAGUGCAAGCGUGUGAUAGCGGAUCGAUUCACGAUGCCUGAUGAUGUGGAGUGGUUUGACCAGGCUCUGGCAAAGCUGGUGGAAGAACAUCUUGGUGAAGAGCACAAGAAUAUGGUGGACUAUGUAGCAGAAAGAUAUUUUGUUGACUUCUUGCGAGAUGCCCCUGAGGCCACAGGGGAAGAACCAGAAGACUCAGACUUUGAUUUGCCCAAAGUGUACGAGCCUAUUGAAUCAUUUGAGACUUUAAAGGACCGUCUGAACAUGUUCCUAAGCCAUUACAAUGAAAGUAUUAGGGGUACUGGCAUGGAUAUGGUCUUCUUUCAGGAUGCUAUGAUACAUUUGGUCAAGGUGUCGAGGAUAAUCCGAACACCGGGAGGUAAUGCCCUGCUGGUGGGGGUUGGGGGUUCUGGCAAACAGAGCCUGACCAGAUUGGCCUCGUUCAUAGCUGGAUACAAGAUCUUCCAGAUCACGCUCACACGCUCAUACAAUACAUCCAACCUGAUGGAUGACCUGAAGAGUUUGUACAGAACAGCUGGCCAGCAUGGAAAAGGCAUCAGCUUCAUCUUUACUGACAACGAAAUAAAAGACGAGUCCUUCUUGGAGUACAUGAAUAAUGUGCUGUCAUCUGGAGAGGUCAGCAGCACACACAAGGAGAAAAGAUUCCAAAUAAUCCGUAUUCAUA
Maylandia zebra (zebra mbuna) is the source of this 7108-nucleotide messenger RNA. NCBI's taxonomy places the organism in Eukaryota, Metazoa, Chordata, Actinopteri, Cichliformes, Cichlidae. The record is from RefSeq and is a predicted model, not a curated record.